Molecule: messenger RNA, 1092 nt
Organism: Insectozyma verbasci
Lineage: Eukaryota; Fungi; Ascomycota; Pichiomycetes; Serinales; Debaryomycetaceae
Source: the annotation of a GenBank genome assembly
AUGUCCAAUGCAAUUAAUGAAUUAAUAGAAACUAGUUGGAAAAUAACGAAGGGUAAUGCUGAUUAUAUAUUCAUGUCACAAGCUAGACCUUUGAUUAAUGAAAUUCAAAAAAUUUUGAGAAUUGAUUCAAUAUUUAAUGAGCAAGAAAACAAAUUAAUUGAUCAAUUUAUUCAUGAAAAACCAACUAGAAAAUUAAAUAAAUAUGAAUUCAGACAGUUUUUAAUCAAUUCAGUGCAUUAUGCUUCAUUGGAAGAACUAUUUGUAAGUAGAUUUAAGAUGGAUUGUGGAGAUGUACGAAGAUGUCUUGAUGAAUAUUCAAAUGAAAAUAUAACUCAACCAGUUUCAAAAUUGAGAGCUUGGGAAGAAAUUAAACAACGUGAUGAUUUCAUAAGAGAACAAACUACAACUAUUGAAUCAUAUGAAUCUAAGUAUAAUAGAUUAUUAUUAGACAAUAAUGAACAAAAGAUUAAAAUUGAAAGACUACAAAAUGAAAUUGAGAUUUUAAAUAAUUAUAUAAAGAGUAUGCAAAAAGAAUUGAGUAAAACUCCAGGUGAAUCCAAAACAUCAAGUUUAUUAAAUAAGCUUAAAGAUAGAGAUAUUCAUGUUAAAAAUUUGGACCAAGUAUGUAAGGAAUAUAAAUCAAUGUUAAAACAAUAUGAAAAGAAAGAACUAGAGAUUAACAACGUAAUGAAAGAUUUAGAGAAAACAAUACUAGAACAAGAUAAACUAAUAAAUAAUUUACAAGAGAAAUUUGCAUUACAAAACACUGAAUCAAAGAUUAAGAAUUUUUUAAUAAGUAUACCAAUCAUUAAACAAUGUUAUAUGCUGCUUAAAUAUAAACAAGAUAAUAAAAUAACCAGAAUAUUCAUAUUAAAUAUAACAAGUUUAGUGCUAACGUUUUUAUUAUUUGCAAAUAUAAUCAAUGCAUGUUUUCGGUUCGUGUUUGCAAUUUUUUAUUAUAUAACUUCAUCAAAAUAUUUCGAUAAGUUCAAUUAUGUGUAUGAUAAUUACGGGCAUAGAUUUCAAGUGCUUGAAAUAUGGAGACGAAUACCGUUUUUAGAACAACUAAUAUAUAGAGUAAUAAAUUGGUAA